CUGCUGCUGAUCAAAGGCGUUUGCAGCAGACCGCCCAGGAUAGUCGUAGAGUCACUGAGCUCUAUUUCGCCGUCUGUUUGCGGAUCAUAACGGCUUCAUUUCCAGGCGUUUACAGCAAGAGAAUUCCCCGCAGCGAUCGGCUUUCAUCGGCGUUCUUUUUCUCCGUCUUUCUCUGGUGAUAAACCAGGCGAGCGCGGAAGAGAACGCGCAGUAAUGGCAAGAUACAGCGUGUUUUCAUUAGAUUACAUUUCCGAAGAAUGACCCAUCCAUCUGUCGAUCACAUUUUACCAGCACAAACAUCCUCCUUCAUGCAUUGGACGUAGACUUUCGGAGCAUAGAAGAGUUGAGAGUGUGCGCGGCGCAUAAACCGAGGAAAAACAACAGUUUUAACAAACACUUGGACCGAAUUUCGGCGUUUCAUCGGUUCGCGGACACUCUUGAUUUGAUCUUUGGAUGUAUUUUUGCAGCUCUUGACUCGUGGAGUGAUGUGCACUGUGCCAAACGCGAGUAGAUGUUGUGAAGUAACCUAUGAGGUUGCAAUUUUGGGGGUUGUCAUAUUUAUUUCAUUUGCUAAAGUUGAGCGUUGCGCUGUUUGGCUGUAAGUCUUCAUCAUCAGCAUCAUUAGAAAGCAGUUGUGUGGAAGCACAGUGAUGCUUGCCCUUUAAUAUAAGGCAUUUCAUGUGAUGCUUUCACUUUUUUUUAAAGGACGUUUUGUCAGCUAGUGGAGCAUGGUCUUCAGAAAGCUGUGUUUGUAGGAAAUUCGCUUCCAUUUUUUAUAAAUGCAUUGGGUUUGCAUGACAUUUUAGGCCACUUAAAUGCUGCUUAACUUUUGUUUUUAAAGCAGGUCUCAUAGGCGAUCAUCUUUAGUGUGUUUGCAGGCACUUUGCUCGCCUUUUAAUAUAAGGCAUUUAAUAUGUGAUGCAUGUUGGCUGUGCAUGCCUCUAUAGACUACUUAAAAGCUGCUUUACUUUAGGUUUUGCAUUUACGCCUAAUUACUAAGUUGAGCAUCAUUGUCAUUUUUAAAAAGCAGUGUGUUAAUGUGAUGAAUUUUGGCUGUAGAUAUAUGCUACUUUAAUUUCAUCUCUUUGAUGAGCAUCAUCAUCAUUAGAAAGCAGUGUGGCUGUGCGGAACGUUUUGUUGCUUUAAGACGUUAAAGUCUCUAGUUGGUCUCUCAGAUGAGAUGUUGCAUGACUGCUCUGAAACUUAAGGAAGCAGGUUUUAAAGCAGUGAGCGCACAGUGAUGCGCAAUGACGCUCUUGCUGUGCGCAAAUGUGCUGACGCCACCUGUGGUCUCUUAAAUCGAUUGAUUCCGAAAGAUUUAGACACUUUGACCAGGAGAGAGUUCGGUUUGCACAACAGCCGUGUCUCUUGUGCUUUCUAACCACCAGACAAGAGAAGUUUUGAUCGCACAGUAUAGUGUGUAUCCACAGUAUAAUCGUGCGUGACGCGAGUUGAGAAUUUAAAUGGUGUUCCGAAAGUUACCCGGUGUCUCAGCAUCGGGCAUGGGGCUUCGUCUGUCUCAGAAAUUCGUCUUUCUGCUGUUCCUGUCGGGGUUGGUAACUCUGUGCUUCGGGGCUCUUUUCUUUUUACCCGACUCCGUGCGUCUGAAGCGCAUCUUCCUCUCCAAGAGCGAGAAUCCAGCGGUGACCGUAGGCUCCGACAAUGAACUUUCCAAAAAGGUGCCCGUGGAUCAAGAGCAUCAGCGGGCGGGUGUAAAGGGGGGUGAGGCGAAUGUCAAACUGAAAGUGAGCCGCAAGCCCUCGGUCACCCAUGGAGCGAGAACUGUGGAGAGAUCUGUUGGGAGUAGAGCGCAGGACGAGUGGAGUCCGGCGAGGGCGCACGAACCGGCGGCCAGGGACGAGCGGGUCACCUCGGCCGCUCACAACGGCCAGCGCGGCAGCGCUUUCAGCUAUGAGAUGUUUAAAAAGUGCCUGCUGAAACCAGCUUUGGGGAAGGACCAGGGAAAGCCAUCUGAUUCCGAGACGCUUCAGCGGAGGGAGAAAGUCAAAGAGAUGAUGAAGUUUGCCUGGGACAACUAUAAACAGUAUGCUUGGGGCAAGAAUGAACUUCGACCCCUCACCAGGAAUGGACACAUUGGGAAUAUGUUUGGUGGUCUUAGAGGGGCUUCUAUCGUGGAUUCCCUGGACACGCUGUACAUCAUGGGUCUGAUGGAGGAGUAUGAAGAAGCAAAGGAAUGGGUCCAAAACAACCUGGACCUGAACUCGCACAUCCCAACUGAGCUCUGGCCAGUUGCAAAGCCCACUGAUAACAUUACGGAUCCCGGCAGAAUGGCCCAUACUGCAACCAACAAAACAGCGAUCCGGCGACCUCCAGCGAGAGACGCUAACGGAGAGGCAUCCCUGUUUGAGGUGAACAUCCGUUACGUUGGCGGUCUUCUCUCUGCGUUCUACCUGACGGGCGCUGAGAUAUUUAAGCAGAAGGUGUUGGAGCUGGGCGAGAAGUUGUUACCUGCCUUCAACACGCCCACCGGCAUUCCCAGAGGAGUCAUUAACCUGGGCAGCAGUGGCACCAGCUGGAGUUGGGGCUGGGCAUCAGCCGGGAGCAGCAUCCUGGCGGAGUUCGGGACACUGCACCUGGAGUUCGUUCACCUGUCCGAACUGUCUGGAAACCCAGUGUUCACUGAGAAGGUGAUGAACAUCCGAAAGCUGUUGAACAAAAUAGAGAAACCUCAUGGUCUGUAUCCCAACUUCCUGAGUCCCGUCAGUGGAAACUGGGUGCAGCAUCAUGUCUCGAUUGGAGGUCUUGGGGACAGUUUUUAUGAGUACCUGAUCAAAUCCUACCUGAUGUCAGAUAAGACUGAUGAGGAGGCCAAGAAGAUGUACUACAGCGCUAUGGAGGCCAUUGAGACAAACCUGGUGCAGAAGUCCCCGGGUGGUUUAACGUACGUGGCCGAGUGGCGAGGCGGCAUCCUGGACCACAAGAUGGGGCAUCUGGCCUGUUUCUCCGGCGGGAUGAUUGGCAUCGGUGCUGAUGACGGGCCGGCGGGGCAGAAGCAGCACUACCUGGAUCUGGCAGCUGAAAUCACUCAUACCUGCCACGAGUCCUACAGCCGCUCAGCCACCAAACUUGGUCCAGAGGCUUUCCGUUUUGAUGGAGGAGCGGAGGCCACAGCCACCCGACUGAGUGAUCGCUACUACAUCCUGAGGCCAGAGGUCAUCGAGAGCUACAUGUACAUGUGGCGUUUGACCCACGACCCCAAGUACAGGGAGUGGGGCUGGGAGGCGGUGGAGGCGUUAGAGAAGCAUUGUCGCGUAGACGCGGGUUUCUCAGGAAUCAGAGAUGUGUACGCCUCCACUGUCAGUCACGACAACAUGCAACAAAGCUUCUUCCUGUCCGAGACGCUCAAAUACCUGUACCUACUGUUCUCGGAUGACGACCUGCUGCCGCUCGAGGACUGGGUGUUUAACACGGAGGCUCACCCGCUGCCCGUCAUACGCAAAAGAUGCCUGCAGGAGCACGGCACCAGGCAAGACGACGGACAGACGUCUCUGGAGUAGAAUCCACCUGAAACAUGGAUUCAAACGCAGGGCCGCAACCUCACGGUCCUGACAUGGAUUCUCAGUUCCUUUCCUGUAAAGGAUCUCUUUAUAUAUAAAUAUAUAUAUAUAUACACACGCUGUGAUUGUAUAUCUCUGAGCCGAGACUUCCUGCUCUCCUCGGCGGGCAGAAGCCGGCGCAAUUUUCCGUGGACAAUCAGUGAAACGUGACUUUCAUGAGAAGAGCACCUUUUUUCUUUGCUUCUUUCCUCUGUGAGGAAAAAACGAAUAACUUGCAGCCCCGAAUCUGUGGGAGAAGCGCCGUAUGAUGGUGGGCCAUGCUGAGCGAAAGAGAAAACCACUUUUCUUCACGUCUUACCUGUAAUUUAUCUUUUCUUUCAUCCUUUCAUUGUGUAUUCUUUUCCCACCUCUUCUGCCAAAGCGUUUGCAGUCUUUUUUAUUUCAUUUUCUCUCCCAAGCAGUGAUAAUUUGUUCUAUCUAGUUUUGAGUCAAAGUUUGUGGUAUGAUUUUUAUUUCUUUAUUAUUUCAAGGCAAAGCAAAUGUAAAGCAAACCUUUCAAAGGUUCCUUUGCAAGAUGUAUUGUACAAAAUCUUUUCGUUUAAAUAGGAAGUUGAAUGAUGUCAUUCGCAGGGCAGGAUUGUUUUAUGUGAUUUUAGUGCUCAUCUUCUUGAUCUCAUAUUUUUUUGCGUCAUGAGCCUCGGUGUUGUGCACGACAUGCCAUGUUUCAAAGACCAGCAUCACAAGAGUGGAAAAACACACACUUGCACUGACACCGUAUGGCCACUAGGGCUGGGCCAUAAAUAUAAUGAAUAUUCACUAUAUUUUUGCAAUGAUUUUUCCUGAAGAUUGUAAAUAACAUAAUUAUUUUAAUGCACUUUUUUUAAUUUGUCCAUUAAGUUUCCUUAAGAUUGUGUCAUCAGACUAGUUUUGUAAUUCUUCAGUAUUAAAAAUGGCUUAUAAGUUUGAUUUAUUUCCAUGAAUCACUUCAAACUGCUCACUUCACUUCAAAAUUUCAGUGAAUCGAUUCAAAACUGAUGAUGCAUUUUCAUCAUCAUUCAAAAAUCCUGGAGAUUGUGAAUCAUGCAAUUAUUUUAAUGUGCUUUUUAAUUUGUCCAUUAAGUUUCCUUAAGAUUGUGUCAUCAGACUAGUUUCGGAAUUCUUCAGUAUCAACAACCGCAUUUAAGUUUGAUUCAUUUCCAUGAAUCACUUCAAACUGUUCGUUUCAAUAAAUUGAUUCAAAACUCAAAAACAAUGAUGCCUUCGCAUCAUCACUCAAAAGUGCUGGAGAUUGUGAAUCAUUCGAUUAUUUUAAUGUGCUUUUUAAAGUUUGUCGUUGGACUAGUUUCAUGAUUCUUCAGUGUCAAAAACGGCAUUUAAGUUUGAUUCAUUUCAAUGAAUCACUUCAAACUGUUCGUUUCAAUAAAAUGAUUCAAAACCAAAAACAAAGAUGCAUUUGCAACAUCACUCAAAAGUGCUGGAGAUUGUGAAUCAUUCGAUUAUUUUAAUGUGCUUUUUAAAGUUUGUCGUUGGACUAGUUUCAUGAUUCUUCAGUGUCAAAAACGGCAUUUGAUUCAUUUCCAUGAAUCACUUCAAACUGUUUGUUUCAAUAAAAUGAUUCAAAACUCAAAAACAAAGAUGCAUUUGCAUCAUCACUCAGAAAUGCUGGAGAUUGCGCAUCAUGUGAUUUAUUUUAAUUCGCUUUUUAAAGAUUGUAUCAUCGGACAAGUUUCAUGAUUCUUCUUUGAUUCAUUUCUGUGAAUCAGUUCAAAUUCAGCUCCAUUUCAAUGAAUGGAUUCAAAACUCUAAAACAAAGAUUCAUUGCAUCAUCACUUAAAAAUGUUCUUGAAAGUCCAUUUUGGUGCUUUUUUAUAUUGUUUUAGUAGAAAUAUUUGUAGGUAAAUGUACUGUUAUAUUGGUGCAUAUAAAUGAAAAUGAUUCAGAUGUGAAUAACAUCAGUUUAACACUUGAUUAAAUCAGUCCUGCAGAUUUCCCCCACAAUAAAGAUAUGAAAUUGCGUGCGUUUUUAGCACUAUAGCCCAGCCCUACCGGCCACAGUCGUCUCAAAGCAUUGAUGGUGAAUGUGAAGUUUUUUUUUCCCGGGGUUUUUGUCCCCGAAGCAACGCCAUCCGACACAAUAAUGGUGGAAUGAGUCUUUACAUGAUGAAUGUGCGUGAUUCACGUCAUUAAUUGUUCCUAUUUUCUCUCUCUUUUCUAAUUUUUAUGGACAUUUUAUGAAAGACUCGUUCUUUUCAUUUUCCUCAGGUGUUUCUGUACAAGUUUUGAUUACAGUUAUUUGCACUGUUCAUUACGGUAGUGCUGAUCAUUGUUGAGUUUAAUGUCUUCUGUCUCUCAUUGUUGAAUAUUUUCAAAUACUGGUAAAAGAUCUGUGCGAUUUAUACAUUUAAAAUGAGUGCACAAAUGC
This is a messenger RNA of Megalobrama amblycephala (Wuchang bream), 5940 nucleotides long. RefSeq names its product mannosyl-oligosaccharide 1,2-alpha-mannosidase IA. Gene Ontology annotation, cellular component: extracellular exosome; endoplasmic reticulum; Golgi membrane. Gene Ontology annotation, molecular function: calcium ion binding; mannosyl-oligosaccharide 1,2-alpha-mannosidase activity. The transcript is spliced from 13 exons. Bases 1464 to 3518 code for a protein of 684 amino acids. Gene Ontology annotation, biological process: N-glycan processing; carbohydrate metabolic process. Lineage: Eukaryota; Metazoa; Chordata; Actinopteri; Cypriniformes; Xenocyprididae. The record is from RefSeq and is a predicted model, not a curated record.